Molecule: messenger RNA, 2149 nt
Organism: Coregonus clupeaformis (lake whitefish)
Lineage: Eukaryota; Metazoa; Chordata; Actinopteri; Salmoniformes; Salmonidae
Product: activin receptor type-1C-like
Exons: 9
Coding region: 98-1588 (496 amino acids)
Biological process (GO): protein phosphorylation; nervous system development; cellular response to growth factor stimulus
Cellular component (GO): plasma membrane; activin receptor complex
Molecular function (GO): activin receptor activity, type I; ATP binding
Source: RefSeq, a predicted model, not a curated record
GUGUGCACAUGACGGACUUAAACACUAAAGUAAUGAUUUUCUCUAGAAUAGUGGUGUAGACAGUGCGUCCACGAACCAAGCAGAUGUGGCUCCGACCAUGAUUAAUCCCAGGCUCCACACGGUAGAAGCGGCGUUGAUAUUUAUAUCCGUUGCACAGCUGAGCACAGCUCUGAAGUGUGUGUGCCAGCUAUGUGCCAACAACACCUGUGAGACGGGUGCAGACGGGGCCUGCUGGAACUCUGUGAUGCUGAUCAACGGGAAGGAGGAGGCCGUCAAGUCCUGUCUGUCCCCGGCCGAGAUGAGGGGACAGGUCUUCUGCUACAGCUCCCGGAACGUCUCCAAGAGAAACUGCUGCUUCACAGACUUCUGCAACAAUGAGACCCUGCAUCUGCAUCCAGGCUAUGUAGAGAGGCCAUCGGAGGAGCCCGGCUGGGGCAGGCUGGAGCUGGCAGCGGUCAUCCUGGUUCCCUCUGCCCUGCUGUGUGUGAGCAUCCUGCUGGGGGUGUGUGUGAUGCAGGGCCAGCUCUGUGCCUACAACAGGGCCCACAAGAAUGACGUGGACGAGCCCCUGGAUGACCAGAGUCUCAUGUCCCCCGACAAGUGUAUUAAAGACCUCAUCUACGACAUGAGCACGUCAGGCUCAGGCUCUGGGCUGCCGCUGCUGGUACAGCGGACAAUAGCUCGGACCAUCGUGCUGCAGGAGACCAUUGGGAAGGGCCGCUUCGGGGAGGUGUGGCGAGGGAAGUGGCGAGGGGAGGACGUGGCGGUGAAGAUCUUUUCAUCCCGAGACGAGAGGUCCUGGUUCAGAGAGGCAGAGAUCUACCAGACCAUCAUGCUCCGACACGAGAACAUCCUGGGAUUCAUCGCAGCCGAUAACAAGGAUAACGGCUCUUGGACUCAGCUGUGGCUGGUGUCAGAGUACCACGAGCACGGCUCUCUGUUUGACUACCUGAACAGGUACACUUUGUCUGUGGACGGCAUGAUCGUCCUGGCCUUGUCCAUCACCAGCGGCCUGGCACACCUCCACAUGGAGAUCAUUGGCACUCAGGGGAAACCUGCCAUUGCCCACAGAGACAUCAAGUCUAAAAACAUCCUGGUGAAGAAGAAUGGGACAGCUGUCAUAGCAGACCUGGGAUUGGCUGUGAAACACGACUCCAGCACCAACACCAUCGACAUACCGUCCAAUCACAGAGUAGGAACAAAGAGGUACAUGGCCCCAGAACUGCUGGAUGACACGAUCAAUAUGAGCAGCUUUGAGUCAUUCAAGCGGGCCGACAUCUACUCCCUGGGCCUGGUGUUCUGGGAACUGGCACGGAGGUGCUCCGUCAGGGGACUUCAAGAAGAUUUCCAGUUGCCUUACUAUGAUACGGUACCUUCAGAUCCCUCUGUGGAGGACAUGAGAAAGAUCGUCUGUGACCAGAAACUGAGACCCAACAUUCCCAACCAGUGGCAGAGCUGCGAGGCACUGCGGGUGAUAGGCAAGCUGAUGCGUGAGUGCUGGUACGCCAAUGCUGCAGCUCGCCUCACCGCAUUGAGGGUCAAGAAAACCGUCUCUCAGGUGACUGUACUCAAGGACAUCAAAGAUUAGCUAGGUAAGCUAGCCCACUGGCUGGCGCAUCCCCCAAUGUACUGUUAUUGGUCGGGAGAAAAGCAUGCUCAGGACCACACUGAAACCCUCAACUGGGUGGUAAUUCAUUAGAAACCAAACAGAAUAAAACAGGCCGAAGCAGGGAGGAGUCUACCUGAAUUUGUAAAAUAAGAAACUCUAAUUUUCAUUGUAAAACGUUUGCUAUGUUGUGCACUAAUGAAUAUGACCCAGCAGUGUGCAUUCUCAGCUUGUGAUGCCAAAGGAGCCUACUGUUGCUAUCCAGCAGGGAACACUGUGUGACUGGAACUGGAUCAACCAAUCCAGAAGGAACAGGAAAUGAAACUGUGACCUUUUAGGAUGAUUUACAAUGUACCGAUUUUCCUCUGCUACCUCAGAUGUUUUUAAGUGCCCAAAGCUUGAAGUUGCACAUUGAAUGCUUCAUGCCAUAUAAUAAUGUAUGUAGUGCUAGGCAACAUGCAAAAUGACUGUAAAUGUUACUGAGUAAUGCACUCACUGCUAUGCCUGAUAGUAAAGGACACCCAUGGUCUACAUCAAUAAAGA